Molecule: messenger RNA, 819 nt
Organism: Phytophthora sojae
Lineage: Eukaryota; Oomycota; Peronosporomycetes; Peronosporales; Peronosporaceae
Exons: 2
Coding region: 1-819 (272 amino acids)
Biological process (GO): mitochondrial proton-transporting ATP synthase complex assembly
Cellular component (GO): mitochondrial inner membrane
Source: RefSeq, a predicted model, not a curated record
AUGCUGACGUCUCGCCGCGCGACGUCGGCGCUGCGCCGCUGCCGCGCGCCCCUCCGCGCCGCGUUCUCCAGCUCCCCGGAUGCGUCCAAGGAGGCCCCUCCCGCCGCCGCCGCCAAGCCCAAGAAAAUCCUGUCGGUGCGCGCGUCCCCGGCGCAGAACCUGCGCAACGCGCUCGAGGCGCUGGACGAGAUGAUCGAGGAGGCGGACCGCAAGGUGGAGAAGAAGUACCGGCCCAACAUGUUCGGCGAGUUCAAGCAACUUAACGACACUGAGGGUAAGGUGCGCGAGGGCGCCGACGCGCUCAUCGAGGUGGGCAAGGCCAGGAGCGUCCCCUCGCUGCAGGUGGACACUCUGGAGGGCAAGCAGGUGGACAUCCAGAGCUUCGUGACCAAGGGCAAGGCCACGCUCGUGCUCACGGCCUUCAAGAACUACGGGCUGGACAUGCUGCCGGCCUGGCGGGAGGGCUUCGUGGCCGCUAUGAGCGACGGCCAGGGCCAGCUGGACAAGAGGGUGCAGACGCUCACGCUCAACGUGAUCGAGGAUUGGUACAUGAAGCUCGUGAGCGGCAGCAUCACGCGCGGGCUGCAGGAGAAGAUCCCCAACGAGCUGCACGCCACGACGUUCGCGCACUUCGGACGCUGCGACGACUUCCGCACGCCCAUGGAACUGGACAACAGCUUCGUGGGGUACGCGCACCUGGUGGACGGCAAAGGACGCAUCCGCUGGAUUGCGGGAGGUCCGGCGACGCCGAAGGAGUUGGAGCGGUUAGCGAAGGUCACCAAGGAGCUGCUAGCCCAGAGCUCGCAGCGCCGCCGAUAG